Molecule: messenger RNA, 546 nt
Organism: Encephalitozoon hellem ATCC 50504
Lineage: Eukaryota; Fungi; Microsporidia; Unikaryonidae
Exons: 1
Coding region: 1-546 (181 amino acids)
Source: RefSeq, a predicted model, not a curated record
AUGAGUGAGAAUGAAGCCUUGGCCGGGGAAUUUGUUAGGAUACUAAUGGAUAACCAUCGAAAGUCGGUACCGACAAGAAAGCAAAAUGUUAGGGCACAGCUUAAGGUCGGAGUGAAGGAGAUAGGGGCGCUCGUAGAGUUUUCUAGGGGAUAUCUGCAGAAGCUAGGGCUUGAGCUGGUUGGAGUUGGCAGAGAAGGCACUUCGGACCCCAUUACGGCUGAAAAAUACUUCAUCAGAAGGUUAGAGCCUUCGAAUGAAACCACGGAGAUUUUGUCGGAGGAGAGCAGAAGAUUGAUACUGGUGCUCACCUUUGUGAUUUUAGAGCGAAAGUCAAUUGAGGUACCUAGACUAUGGUUUUUCAUACAGAGAACGGGGGUUUUUGAGAGUGAAGAUGACUUUACCGAGUUUCUGGGGCAGGUAAAAAGACAAGGAUACCUCUCGAUAGCAAAGGUUGAGGAAGGUCAUGUUGUUACUCCUGGAUGGAGAUACUAUUGCGACUUCCACAGCUUUGAUCCCAAGGGAUACUUCCAGAGCAAUGCCCAUUGA